AUGAAUACACCGUCGAUCAUGCUAUUACUAGUGCCCCCUGCCAAGCGGAAAAGAGCCAUUCAUGUUUGGGCUGUUUUCAACCGAAGCAAAUCAUGGGCCGUACCGAGUCUGAUGCUCGAUAACAAGGCUUGGGCUGAGUGGGCCUCGGCUCAAGCGAUCGACAAAGAUGGCAAGCUUUGGUUCGGUCACUGA
Messenger RNA from Penicillium soppii, 192 nucleotides. RefSeq lists its product as uncharacterized. NCBI's taxonomy places the organism in Eukaryota, Fungi, Ascomycota, Eurotiomycetes, Eurotiales, Aspergillaceae. The record is from RefSeq and is a predicted model, not a curated record. Bases 1 to 192 code for a protein of 63 amino acids. The transcript has a single exon.